Messenger RNA from Haliotis rufescens (red abalone), 3273 nucleotides. RefSeq names its product centrosomal protein of 78 kDa-like. The transcript has 15 exons. Gene Ontology annotation, molecular function: protein binding. NCBI's taxonomy places the organism in Eukaryota, Metazoa, Mollusca, Gastropoda, Lepetellida, Haliotidae. The coding region runs from base 146 to 2809 and encodes 887 amino acids. The record is from RefSeq and is a predicted model, not a curated record. Gene Ontology annotation, cellular component: centrosome.
CAGGAAGUGACGUCACAACUAUGGCGCCAGUGUUUAGGUGUUCAAAUGUGAAAAUAAGCCUGCUAUAAACUUUAUUUUCCCGUUUCUACAAACGAAGUGAAGGAGUGCGUUUUGACUUGCGCCUGUGCAAUCAGUGUCGCUCACGAUGAUUGAGAGCGUCCAGGUGAGACAGAGUGGUGCCUACGACUUUGAGAAUCACUAUGACAACCUGUGUGCAUUGCAAGACUCGGUGCCGCUGGCUGCGGUCAAGGCCCACCUGUGUCAAGGUGUACUGGACAUCAACGGAGAUCGGGUCAGGGCCAAUGAUUGGAUGCCCAUUGUGAACACACUGCGGAUCAACAAGAGCCUUGAGUUUGUGGCUGUGCGGAGUUACUACACACCACCCAAUGAGGAUGAAAACAAGAGGGUGGCAUUCCAGAAACGGAAGACGCCAGCAAUCAGGUCGAAGGAGAUCACAUUCCGUCUGUGUCGGGCACUCAAGGAGUGUCUUGGAGUGUCAUCCGUCCUGCGGUGUCUUGAACUCCAGGGUCUGCCGCUCCGAGAGAGGGACAUAGAGACAUUAGUAAAGGGUUUGUCAAAGAACAGCACGCUGAACCAUCUCUCUCUUGAAUACUGCCGAGUAGGAGGACCAGGUAUAGAAGUUUUGGGUCAUGGCAUCAAGAACUGCACCAACCUCAGCUCCAUCAACCUCACCGCCUGCAGCCUCACCUCCCAGGGGGCCGAGUGUCUCGCACAGGUCAUCAAGCACCAGGCAGUGAAGCGACACAAUGAAGCCUGGCGUGACAGCCUUCGGUACCGCCGCCCCGACCUCGACCGCAUGCCCGGCAUCCGCCGUAUCACCAUCAACAGCAACCCCAUGCUGGGGGAUGAGGGCGCCACGGUGCUGGCGGAGGCUCUCAAGGACGACCUGUGGCUUAAAGCACUGGACAUGCAAGGCUGCGGUAUCUCCACCAGUGGUGCCCGCGUCCUCCUUGACGUCCUCAAGUACAACACCACCCUCGUGGUGCUCGACGUCCGAGCCAAUCCCAUGAUCGACCGAGACCUGGUUCACUCUAUCAUGGAGCAGUUGAUGAUCAACAGUAACGGCCAGGACACCGAGUACAAAUGGAUAAAGGCAGAGGAGCCUGUUGAUCCGAAGAAGGUUCGGAGCCGGAGACGUGUGACGCGUGGCCUCAACCAUAGCGUGGCAAAGAAAACCACGAUCAGGAUCAGCUCCAACUCCGCCCGGCGCCGAGCCCGACCAGGUACCGGGUUCCUGAACACGUCCCGCCCAAGCCCUGGUCUGCCCUGGAGGACCGCAGCUAGAGCCAACAGAUACAAGGGUUACCCACCUGAACACACGCCUGGCAAGCUGAGUAUUGACGAGAACAGCGAGAUGGACACCAACCGCAGCGCCUCUGUCAUCAUCACCCGUGACGACAGCAUCCUCGACGAGACCAACAACACCUUCCAGGAUCUGCAGCCUCUCGACUUCAGCAACCUCUCCAUCGACAUGACCAACCCAAAAGAGGUCAAGGUGGAGAUGGAGAUGUUGCGACGGAGUGUGAAGGAGGAGAGUGUGGCGAGGAUGAAGGCGGAGCAGCGAGAACUCAGGCUGAGUAUUGAGAACAAGCGUCUUAGCGAGGAGAUGAAGUACCUCCGACACAAGGCCAGCGCUGGGGGCAUUGUCAGUGACGUCCACCUGGGCAUGAACGGCGGACACGGCGCCUUCGUCGAUGAAAGCUUCCUGGAGGGAGUGGAGGCCUCAUUUAAGAAGUUCCACAAGUUUCUGGACAUGCUGCAUGAAGCAGGACUGAGUGAGCUGAUCACAAUGGCAGGACUUGACCAGUCUGAAAUCAUGAACCCCUUCGACCACCUGUCCUCCACCAGGCUGUCGGGUGUCUCCUUCGCGCGACACAACACUCCCGUCAGCAAACCUGCCCACACUAACGGUGUGGACCUGUCCGUCCCUACGUCAGCCAUGCCCAUCGCCAAAGCUGAGCCUUCCUCAUCUCAAGGGUUACAGGAACAGAUGGCUUUCGGUGCUAAGCCUUUUGUACCGAACACAUCAGCCUAUUUUGGUGACAUUUCAUCCAGCUACCGUGCCAACCCGACUGUCGGCUCAUUUGAAGAGGAGCUUCCCAUUACUUACGGUCCGGUCAUGUCUGAGAAUAACCUUCGACCUGGUGCCAGAGUUCAAGCAGCAGGGUCAAGGAUGCCCUUCCCGACCAACGAGUCUAUGAUAGGAGGUCCGGCAAGGACAGAUGACCUUUAUGAGAAGUUGCUGCAGGAUACAAGUGGGGUGUUCCCACACAUCGGACAGGGCGGGGCCGGAUCCCCUGCUGGAUCGCUGACCUCGACCCCGGUGGUAAAGAGCACAGAGAGCAAGGCUGGGCCAGUGAAGUCAGCACAAACCGGGCAGGAUGGACAGAAGAAAGGGCAAAUAGAAGAAGACUCGAAAGGAAGAGGGGAAGAGAAAGAUCGUCCCGAAGACAGGAAACCCAGAACAGAUAAAGACCAGGGUCCUUUUGGUAAUGGUACUGGGUCAGAGGUCAGAGCAAGGUCACAAGGUGAAGGUCAGGAUGCUUCCAAACAGUUUGAUGUCUCAGAGCAGUCUGAUAUCAUGGAGGUGCUUGAUCGAGCGGCCUCUCCUGAAAAAGAAUCUCCAGAACACAGAUCCAAAAUGAGUGAUUUUAACUACAGUAUGGACAGUUUUGAUCAGUCAUAUGUCAGUGAGAGGGAAGAGGUCAUUCACCUUGGAGAUGACCUUGACCUUGGGGGGUCACCAUCACCACCGCCACAGGUUGUUGAAAGCGAGGAAGAUUUUUAGACUGGCUGCUGAAUAUGUAAAUCUCGACUCUGUUUUGAGCAAUCUUUUCCUUUCUCUUUAUUCUUUGUAUGUUUCCUUCCAACAUUUUGUGGUAUCCAAGUCCCAGGCUUAGUGCUUUUGUUUGUAGAAAAUGUUUUAGUGUAAAUAACAUUGUUUGUGUACAUAGGGGGAGGACAGGUCACCAUGACCAGUUGCAAAACUAUUAACAGAUGCAAUGUACACAUAGCCUUGUAGUAGUCAUUGAUAAUAUUUCACUGAUAAUAUUUCAUUGAUAUUCAUUGAUAAUAUUUCAUUGAUAAUAUUUCACUGAUAAUAUUUCAUUGAUAUUCAUUGAUAAUAUUUCAUUGAUAAUAUUUCAUUGAUAAUAUUUCAUAGGUCUGUUUACCCUACAUUCCAGCUUCAGCCAUGAAUACGUUUGGCUGCUUUGUAGUGCUUCAUACACACUGGCUUCAGUAAACAGAUGC